Messenger RNA from Tripterygium wilfordii, 766 nucleotides. Its product is annotated as LRR receptor-like serine/threonine-protein kinase EFR. The record is from RefSeq and is a predicted model, not a curated record. Gene Ontology annotation, molecular function: protein binding. Bases 25 to 735 code for a protein of 236 amino acids. Lineage: Eukaryota; Viridiplantae; Streptophyta; Magnoliopsida; Celastrales; Celastraceae. The transcript has a single exon.
AUUGGGGCCAAUAAGUUUUCUGGUAUGCUCCCUUCUUCUCUUUUCAACAUAUCAUCCAUUAGAUCCAUCUCCACAGUAGCUAACCAACUAAAUGGGACUCUUCCUGCAAAUAUGGGCUUGACUCUGCCUAACCUACAGCAGUUUGGUAUUGCUGGAAACCAAUUUUCAGGACAUAUCCCAGAUUCCAUAUCAAAUGCUUCUCUGCUUCAAAUAUUCCAGAUUACAACUAACAAUUUCGUCGGACAAGUUUCGACUGAUCUUGGUAAUCUUCAGGGUCUUUGGUUACUUGGUCUUGGUGAAAACAAUUUGGGAAGCAAUUCUUCUGAUGACUUGAACUUUCUAACAAGUCUCACAAACUGUAGCAGCCUAAGAGUCUUGGAGUUUAGUUCAAACAAUCUUGGAGGCGUACUGCCCAAUUCAAUUGCCAACCUAUCAACACAAAUCAGUGGACUUUAUUUGGGAGUAAAUCAGAUAUACGGGACAAUACCAGCGACGAUUUCGAACCUCAUCAACUUGAAUGCUUUGAGUAUGGAGGGCAACCUUUUCAGUGGUGUUAUUCCCAGUUCAUUAGGCAAACUUCAACAAUUGCAAGGAAUGAUUUUAAGCAGAAACAGAUUGUCUGGAUCAAUCCCGUCUUCUAUUGGAAACUUGAGUUUGUUGGCUCAACUCCAAUUAGCACAAAAUCACUUGGAAGGAACCAUUCCUCCAGGUAUUGGGAAUUGUCAAAACUUAUAGUACUAGGACAGUUCACAAAAUAGCCUUACUG